AUGAAGUUCUUACCCUCCCUCAUCCUCCUCAGUCUUUCUGCCCAGGCUCUUGCAAGCCCUUACGUCAAUCACCACGCUGCCAAGGACCAGCGUGAUGUUGGCGUUUACGAGGAGGUCAUCGUGGAUAUUAGACUGGCUGUGGACAAGUUCAAUAAGGAUAUUUUUCUUGCUAUCCCAGACAUUCACGAUGACUUUGAUAUUAUUAUCGCUGCUAUUCAGCGAGGGAUGGGGAGACUUGGACCUGAGCCUCCCCUUAUCCCCUUUCAGGCCCGUAUCCUUAUUAUCCCUAGUCUGCCACUAAAGACACAGAUUAAAGAGGCUCUCCGCAACGUUAUCCGUAAGAGGGCAAUUAUGGAUACUUCUGGUCUUAAACCUCAGGUUGCGCAGGAUCUUCGGAGACUGAAGGCUGCUGCUCAACAAUUAAGUAGUUUGGUUCUCACGAAGGUUCCUGCAGGAUUCUUGGUACUAGCUCAACGGUCCUCCCUUGAGAUCAUGCACGACAUCGACGACGCUAUUUAUGCCUAUAGUUAA
This is a messenger RNA of Talaromyces marneffei, 531 nucleotides long. RefSeq lists its product as uncharacterized. The record is from RefSeq and is a predicted model, not a curated record. Lineage: Eukaryota; Fungi; Ascomycota; Eurotiomycetes; Eurotiales; Trichocomaceae. Bases 1 to 531 code for a protein of 176 amino acids. The transcript has a single exon. Gene Ontology annotation, cellular component: extracellular region.